UCGUGUUUGGUCUGGACUGUGAAAAUGGCUAUUAAGUAAAUUUCAUUAAGUAUUCUUUUCGCAUUGAUAAAGGACAUCAAAGUCAGUGGGAUGGACAAUUGCAUUGUAUAAACAGUCUACAGUAAAAAAAAAAGAUAGGUACAAUAGUAAACGUGCUAUAAUUCGAGUUGCUUUUAAUUCAUUUCAAUUGGUUAUUCCUGGUUAAGUCACCUAACUGGGUCAAUGCUGAAGGACAUUGGCAGGGAAACAUUAACCGGCUCCAUUAUCUUCACCUAAACUGUUGACGGAUGACGUCAAUAUGCUCGAGUGCGCUUUCAAACACGCGCUGGAGACAUAACUCUCUUCCUCGAUCGCGCGUCAACAUCAUCGCAAGGUUUGCGUGUACAUGCACUUAGAUGCAUACAGAUUGAAAGUGUGUACGCACAUUUGUGAUUAGAGGAACACGCCGUGAAACUUUUACCUUGUGAGAAGCGCCUGUCUCUCGAAAGUUUGAUAGUGAACAGGAUGAAACAAGCUAAAAGCGCAUCGGAGUUCAUUGACCUGAGCUUUCUGUCCGCCGAGGAAGAGGCUGCGAUCCGACAAGUGCUUCUGCGGAAUGAGGAUUUGACAAGACUGGAGAGUGGACGAGUCAGGAAACUGAGGCAGUCAGUCCCCGACCUUACUCAGCUCAAGACCUUGUCAGGUGAGUGGUUCGAGGAGAUCAGAUCCGAGCGAUACGGGCAGCGGACCGAUGUCACAGCGGUAGUGAGAUCCUCCAUGAGAUGGAAGAAAACAGCAGCUCAUAAAUCCAACCCAUUUCUGGAUAAAAUAGCGGAGAAGACAGAAGGUGAAAAGGAGACGUGCACCACACCUCCAAAGGCAUCUGAUGACCCUAGGUUAAUUCACCCAGCGCUCAGUCAAGAGACGUAUCGACAAUAUACCGAUGAGGACUUUAUGGAAGAUGGUCUGACUGGUAAAAGCUCACCAGAGACUGUCGAAACAUCAAAUGGUCACAAACCCACCUUCAACACUGACCCCAGAAACGGUUCAACACAAGAAGAUUCAAAAGCUGCAAAUGCUCACAGACCCGCCCUCAAUGGCACUGAGCCAGAAAACAACACAACGCAACCCAAACACUUCUCUAGUGACCGAACAUCAAGCAAUGUUCAAUUGUCAAGUGAAGUUCCAAUGCAACCCGAAACUAAAUCUGAAAGAAGUGCCACAAAAGACGAAGCCAAUGCAGAGCCGAGGAGAAUGAUUUCACUUCCACCUGCGCUGCGGAAAGACCAGUCAUUCGAAGAGAACUGGGUGAAGAUCACCCUAGAGCCAAACCCAAUUAAACCAGUACAGGAUGACAGCGCUGGACUUAAACUGAAAGAGGUAAAUACACAUGACGAGAGCACGGAGACUCUGAUGAAGCAGGACGUGUCAGAUCAAAAGAAACCAGAUCGAAAUUUUGGAGAGUCUUUAUCUUUGAAUAUUGCGGAUCAAACAACGUUUCAAAUCGUAUCUGAGAAAAGACCUCCGUCUAAACCUAAACGCAUUAGCCGAGAUGUUUCUUUAGAAAGCUGUUCAUCUUCCCCAGCGGAGAACAAUAAUAAGCCAAACAUCUCAAGAGGUUCAGAUCAAGGUUCAAAAGAAGUUACUGAAUCAGCCAACGCCAGCACAGGCGAAAAUCAGCAAAAUUCAAUUACAUUACUAUUUCGAGAGUCUGAGACCGAUAAGCCGUCUUUCUCAAACUUUGCUAAUGAGCGAGAGGCCAAAGUGGUCUCCAGAGAUGAUGAGGCAGGUUUAGACAGGAAGGAAAGUGAACUAAAAAAUGUAAGCAGUGGUACGCUUGCCAAGACAGACACGGAUGCAUUUGAGCGUGAAGCUGGUGAAGAAAAAAUCAAUGAGCAGCCCUCUGUUGAACGGCCAUCCCUCGGCAAGUUAAAAGGGGGAAUUAAAAUGAGAUCUCAUGAAAUUUCCUCUGACACUUUGCAGGAAAACAACAAACCAGUUGAGAUGGCAAAGAAGUCAUCUAAUAUCCAGAUUGAUCUGUUGUUGCCGAAUCAAAAAACUGAAGUUGUGAAACCACGUGCCAGUGAUAUGACUGUGAAAAGGGAUCCUGAAAUGAAUGAAGAAAAAGACAAAAGAAAGCCAUCAGGUGAUCUGAACUUACCAAAAGACACCCGUACCCCAAGCCAUGUUUUAACAGAACUAAGUGAAGAGCGUCUUUCCAUGACAGAUGAUGGGAAACUAGCACACAGCGGAGAUACUUUGCAUGUUAGCAUGAAAGACAAUGAAAAACCUCGCCAUGAAGAAAUAGAAAUAAUAAAGACGAAGCCGUCAAAUGAACUGAAGCGACCGGUUGACACACAUACUAGUCCAAGUGAUGUUAUAACAGAACUAACCAAAGACCAUCUUGCCAUGUCAGAUGAUGGGACGGCAGUGCGCGGUGGAGAUGUUAUCUACGAAGAAACAUCUUUUGAAACAACUCCGCAAGCUAAAGGUUACAAAUCAUCGAGAGAUGGCGAUGUUGUAACAGAACAAGCAAGGGGUUCCUCAGACAUAAAAGCGGUGAAGGGAGACAGAGACAGAGACCAGAAGGCAGAAUCAAAUAUUCUACUAAGUGUUCUUGCGAGAGCUCAAAAGGCAAGACCACCUGUCCUUCAGAUGACCUCUGUAAAAGAGCUAAAGCAGGAGGAGAGAGAUGAUAAGAUUCCCACAAUAGUGAUAAUGCCGUCUGGAUCUCCAGAAUCAAAACGAAUGGAAGGAAACAAAAAUGAAGCAUUGAUUUUGGAGGCUUCGGGUGAGGGUUUUAAAACUCCCUCCUACACCACAGAUUUCUGGGAGGAUGAAGGAGUGAACUCCGAUGAUGACAGCUCACUGUCCAGCUAUGGGUCAGAUCUGUCGAGCAGAAAAGGUCGUUCUGCAAGCGCAUUGUCUCUUACUGAUCGCACCGGCAGUUUGUUGAGUGUGUACAGUGAAGCAGGAGACUUUGGGAAUGUUCAGGUGCAAGGUUCUGUGGAGUUUGCUCUGAUGUACAGUCCUGUCGGAGAGCUCAUCAUCAUGAUUGAACAGUGUCAAGAUCUGGCUAUUGCCAGUACUCGCAAACAACGCACAGACCCCUACGUGAAGACGUACCUCUAUCCAGACAAGUCUCGGCGCGGUAAAAAGAAAACCUCCAUUAAGAAACGCACUGUGAACCCUGUAUACGUCGAAUCUCUGAGAUACAAAGUGACACGCCAGGAGCUGCCAGGAAAGACUCUGAAUUUGUCCGUGUGGCACAAUGACUCCAGGGGUAGAAACGUUUUUCUGGGACAGGUGGAGAUCAAUUUCAAGACCUGGGACUGGGCACACGAGGCCCUUACGUGGUACAACCUACAGGCCAAGAAUUCAGAAAAUCCAGAAUUGCAAGAGUCUCAUGGAUCACUAUCAGUUUCUCUGAAAUAUGUUUCUCCUGAUCCCGCGGGUGGAUCGAAGAACAGCUCGGGGGAAAUUCAUGUCUGGCUGCGCGAGGCCAAAGAAUUACGUCGCCUGAAGCCUCAGGGAGUCGAUUCUUUUGUUAAGUGCUACAUUUUACCCGACACGAGGAAGAAAAGUCGUCAGAAGACUCGCGUGAUAAAAAAGACGCAGGAUCCUGUGUAUAAUCACACCAUGGUGUAUGACGGGUUCCAAACCGGAGAACUCAUGGAGGCCUGCUGCGAGUUAACCGUGUGGGAUCACAACACGCUGUCCAAUCAGUUUCUCGGAGGCGCACGACUCAGUCUCGGAACAGGGCAGAGCUAUGGCAAGAAAGUUGAAUGGAUGGAUUCGACGAACGAGGAAGUACAAAUAUGGAAACGAAUGUUGGCCAAUCCAAACAGCUGGGUUGAUGGAGACGUGCCCCUGAGAUCCUCCAUGACUUCAAAAUGAAUUGAAUUUCAUUUGUGGUCUUAACAUUUUGGUUUGGGAAAGGCAAAGCAAAGCAAAGAAACACAAAACAUUUAAAAAUGUAUUUUUUUGUUAUUUGAGUACCAAUUCGGAGUACUGUAUAUGUAAAGUAGUUCAUUAUUGUCUGAGUGCCUAUCAAAUUGUUCCACAGGUACAUAAAUUAAUAUAUGCAAGUCAUUUAUGAGAUGCAAUCUAUGCAUAUUUAAGAAGAAUAAAACUGACUCCAUAAAAUGUAUGUUUAUGUUUUGAAAGGACAAGGACACACAUGAGACCGAUUUGAUAAAAAAUAAAAUAAAAUAGCAAAUUA
Molecule: messenger RNA, 4201 nt
Organism: Triplophysa dalaica
Lineage: Eukaryota; Metazoa; Chordata; Actinopteri; Cypriniformes; Nemacheilidae
Product: synaptotagmin-like protein 1
Exons: 15
Coding region: 505-3876 (1123 amino acids)
Biological process (GO): exocytosis; intracellular protein transport
Cellular component (GO): plasma membrane; exocytic vesicle
Molecular function (GO): small GTPase binding; neurexin family protein binding
Source: RefSeq, a predicted model, not a curated record